This is a messenger RNA of Tetranychus urticae (two-spotted spider mite), 775 nucleotides long. The record is from RefSeq and is a predicted model, not a curated record. NCBI's taxonomy places the organism in Eukaryota, Metazoa, Arthropoda, Arachnida, Trombidiformes, Tetranychidae.
GCUGUUUCUAUUUCCAAUCAUUUCAAAUGGACUUAAGUUGUCCCAUGAAAUGAUAAAAUAUACUAUAUACUGUGGUGUUCGUGCUACUGACAAUGAAUUGAUUGCCCGUGUCGUCGGUGGUCGCGAAGCUGACCCAGGAGAAGUUCCUUUUUUCGCUUCAGUCGAAGAAAGCACAUUUUUCAACAUGUUUAAAUAUAAAAAGUGUGGUGGUGUUUUGAUCUCAAAUCGAUGGGUCUUGACUGCGGCCCAUUGUAAAAUGAGUUGGUUUGGAACCUUGCGAGUUGUUUUAGGUGAUGAAUUAAACAAUGAAACGAUUCCAGUAGAAAAAAUUUACGUCCAUUCGGAUUUUAAUCGUCAAACACUUGAAAACGAUAUCGCCCUUUUAUUAUUGAAAGAACCAGUUCAAUAUAGUAGGAAUAUCCAACCAAUCUGUUUACGGGAGCCUGGAGAAGAUGACAGUUUUUAUGGUCGCCACGGGACAGUGGCUGGUUGGGGAAGACUAGGUGAGUGAAUUUAUUCCUAUGCAAUUUAUUUCAUACUAAUCAAUUUGAAAUGGCUUGGUAAUGAGAUCGGAGGUAAGGAAUUGUUGCUCUAUUAGUAUUUGGCGAUUCCUCAAAAAACUUUCACUGGCCUAACGUUAAAUUUGAGUAGCAAUGUUUUUGGUGAAGAUAAUUGUCUAUACAUUCUUGAUGAGUUGAAUGAUAAAGUCACUGUGAUAUUAGAGUAAGUUUAAAUUACAGAAUUGUUUAUUUAAUUGCUUAUUUAUCUUUCAAUA